This is a messenger RNA of Acytostelium subglobosum LB1, 1245 nucleotides long. RefSeq lists its product as hypothetical. Gene Ontology annotation, cellular component: cytoplasm; nucleus. The record is from RefSeq and is a predicted model, not a curated record. The annotation marks the transcript as partial. NCBI's taxonomy places the organism in Eukaryota, Evosea, Eumycetozoa, Acytosteliales, Acytosteliaceae. The transcript is spliced from 2 exons.
AUGAACAUGAACUUGAUUAAGAUACCUCCAUAUAGUUACAUCCACGUCCUGGACACCAACAAGAAUGUGUCUAGACUCGAGGUUGGACCCCAAACAUUCUUGUGCAAAGAACAUGAGAAGAUUGCUUAUGGUCCAAAGCCUAUGCAUGUCAUACCAAAACUACACUACUGUAUUGUGGAGAAUCCAGUGAUUAAGGACCCAAAGACUGGUGUCCAGGAGAUGGAUAAGCAUGGACAGGCCAGGCUUCGACAUGGUCAAAGAGAGAUCAGGUUCGAGCAGAACGAUCCAUUCCCUCUUUACCCAGGUGAGGUAAUGGUCGAUAGCAAGAUCAUGUCCCUGAGCAUCGUCUUGGACAAUGAGGCCUUGAAGUUAAAGGCUUUGUGUGACUUCACUGCCGCAAAUGGCAAGAAAAGAAAGGCCGGAGAGGAGUAUCUAUUCGUUGGCCCUUCCACAUAUCAUCCAACCGUCGAGGAGCAGGUGGUCGAGAAGGUCAAGGCCAUCAUUGUCAGACCACAUCAAGCAAUCAAGCUAAGAGCCAGAAUCGACUUUAUAGAUCGUCAGGACAAGCAACGCAAGUCAGGCGAGGAGUGGUUGAUCACCGAGGAGGGUGCCUUCUUGCAGGAUCCAUACGAGGAGCUGGUCGAGCAUAUUGAGGCCACUGUACUAGACGAGAAGAUAUCCAUCAUCCUAGAAGCAAGAAAGAACUUCAAUGACAAUGGUAUCGAGAGAAAGAAGGGCCAACAGUGGUUGUUGACCAAAGAGGACACGUCCCUCUACAUUCCACAGCCAGAGGUCAAGAUUGACAGGGUGGUGCCAUUGACCGUACUCAACAGCAGUGAGUAUGCCGUCAUCCAGGACUACCAGGAUGAGGAGACCCACGUCAAUAUGAUGGGCAAGAAGAAGAUGGUUCGUGGCCCAGCCCUGUUCUUCCUAAAACCAGGCGAGUCGAUCGUUUCGUUGGAGAAUGUUCGUGUGCUUGGACCAGAGGACGCAAUUCAGGUGACAGCUCUGGAGGAGUUUGAUGACACAGUCACUGUUGCCGGCCAGAUCAAGUCAAUCAGAAGGAAGGCUGGAACCAGAUGGUAUAUAUAUGGACCAGCUGAAUGGGUUCCCCCAAUUCAAGUCAAGGAGUUAUCCAAGAUCAAGGCGAUCGUCAAUUUGGAGGAUUUGAACAUCCAUAUAUUCUCCCCAAUCUAUCUAUUUUCAUUUAUAGCAAUAAUCUUGUAUCUGUUGAUUAAAUUAAUU